AAAUAAAUUUAUAAUUAGAUUGAAAAAAUUAAUGAAUCACUCUUUUUCGUUUGUUAUGAUGAAUUACAGCUCAUCACUUCUCUUGGUGUUAAGUCUGAUAAUUGUUUUGAAUGUCGCACGAGCUGAUGCUGAGAGCAAGGUUCAUAUAGUGUAUUUGGGUGAGAAGCAGCAUGACGAUCCUGAGCUUGUCACAGAAUCUCAUCACCAGAUGUUAUCUUCACUUCUUGGAAGUAAAGAGGAAGCACAUGGUUCCAUGGUGCACAGUUACAAACAUGGCUUUUCAGGCUUCGCUGCCAAGCUUACCGAGUCACAAGCCAAGAAACUCGCUGGGAAACAGAUUCACCUGAAGUUGUUCAUGUCAUACCGGAUAGUUUCUACGAACUUGCAACAACUCGGACUUGGGACUACGUAGGUCUUGCUUUUGCCAAUCCGAACAAUCUCCUAAAUGAUACAAACAUGGGUGACCAAGUUGUCAUUGGCUUUAUUGACUCGGGAGUGUGGCCAGAGUCUGAAUCGUUUAAUGACAAUGGGGUUUGACCAAUACCGAGCCACUGGAAAGGAGGGUGUGAACCAGGAGAAAGCUUCACAUCAACAAACUGCAACAGAAAGCUCAUAGGAGCCAAGUACUUCAUCAACGGCUUUCUUGCUGAAAACGAAGGAUUCAACUCCACAGAAUCACCUGACUACGUUUCCGCUAGAGACUUUAUUGGCCACGGCACGCAUGUAGCUUCCAUUGCAGGUGGUUCGUUUGUUCCUAACGUAAGCUACAAGGGACUCGCUGGAGGAGCCUUGAGAGGUGGCGCGCCUCGUGCUCGCAUAGCCAUAUACAAGGCUUGUUGGUAUCUGGAAAGGCUAGGUACAGUGGUUUGCUCAUCUUCUGAGAUCUUGAAAGCAAUGGAUGAAGCUAUGCAUGAUGGUGUUGAUGUUCUGUCGCUCUCUCUCGCUGAUCUGCGUGAUAAGAUUGCUACUGGAGCGUUCCAUGCAGUAGCAAAGGGUAUCAUAGUUGUCUGUGCAGGUGGGAACGCUGGCCCAGCGGCUCAGACCGUGUUUGUUAAUGCAGGGACAAGCACUGUACACAGGUCCAGAGCUUGGCUACACUAGUAUAGUUUAUCCAGAGAGUCCAGGGAACAGCAAUGAGACCUUUACUGGGUAACACUCAAUGAAAUGAUCUCAACAAUUAUGUUUAUGUCAGUUAUGUGAAUAUGUUAUGUAACAUUUUGCAGUGUCUGUGAGCAGCUUAAUCUCAACCCAAACCGUACAAUGCAGCAGGUGGUCUUGGCGUGACCAUCGCGAGAAAUCCAGGUUACAAGCUCACUGCAUGUAGAGAUGAUUUCCCAUGUGUAGCCAUUGAUUACGAGCUCGGGACCGAUGUACUUCUCUACAUACGCUCCACUCGAUCACCUGUUGUGAAGAUACAAACUUCAAGAACAUUCGUAGGACAACCUGUUGGAACAAAGGUGGCAACCUUCUCAUCAAGAGGACCUAACUCGAUUUCUCCAGCAAUUUUAAAGCCUGACAUAGGGGCACCUGGAGUGAGCAUAUUAGCUGCUACAUCUCCAGAUUCCAGUUCCGAUGCUGGUGGAUUUGAUAUUCUUUCGGGAACGUCGAUGUCAGCUCCAGUUAUCUCAGGAGUUGUUGCACUUCUCAAAGCUAUGCAUCCUGAUUGGUCUCCUGCUGCCUUUAGAUCAGCUAUUGUCACUACAGCUUGGAGAACAGAUCCAUUCGGAGAGCAGAUUUUUGCAGAAGGGUCAUCUCGUAAAGUAGCUGAUCCUUUUGAUUACGGUGGAGGCCUCGUGAACCCUGAGAAAGCUGGAGAUCCAGGUCUCGUAUACGACAUGGGCCCACAAGACUACGUUCUCUACUUAUGUUCCGCUGGUUACAACGACUCAUCUAUCUCUCAGCUUGUUGGUAAAGUAACAGUCUGUUCGAACCCAAAACCUUCUGUUCUUGAUGUCAAUUUGCCUUCGAUCACCAUUCCAAACCUCAAAGAUGAAGUCAGUCUCACCAGAACCGUCACUAACGUUGGACCGGUUGAUUCGGUCUACAAAGUCGUGUUCGAACCUCCGCUUGGGGUUCGAGUGGUUGUGACGCCGGAGACACUUAUGUUCAACUCCAAAACCAAAAGUUUCUCUUUCAGGGUUCGAGUCUCGACCACACACAAAAUCAACACUGGGUUCUAUUUUGGUAGCUUGAUUUGGACAGACUCUGUGCGUAACGUCGCUAUUCAUGUUUCUGUGAGAACACAGAUUCUGCAAAACUACAACGAUGAGAACUGA
Thlaspi arvense is the source of this 2276-nucleotide messenger RNA. The record is from the annotation of a GenBank genome assembly. Lineage: Eukaryota; Viridiplantae; Streptophyta; Magnoliopsida; Brassicales; Brassicaceae.